AUUUACCAGGCUGUCAAACGCACACCUCCAACAUGGCGGCGCCCGUGGGGAGCAGCGAUACUUCAGUAGCCAGCGUUUCAGCUCAGUCCACAGCAGUUUCCGGAGCCGAAAAUGCUCAUCUACAGUACAGUGUUCUCUUGGAUCAUCUCAUCGGUGAUAAGAGAAAAAUUAAAGACCUGAAUCCGGGCGUUAUGGGCGGUUUACCGACCCCACACAAAACGGACGAGCAGAAGAUGAUUGAACGCGGCAUGGAGAGCUGCGCUUUUAAAGCAACGCUAGCAUGUGUCGGAGGUUUUGUGUUAGGAGGUGCUUUUGGAGUCUUCACAGCUGGCAUUGACACCAAUGUUGGUUUUGAUCCUAAAGACCCGCUGAAGACCCCCACAGCGAGAGAAGUGCUGAGAGACAUGGGUCAGAGGGGAAUGUCCUACGCUAAAAACUUUGCUAUUGUUGGUGCAAUGUUCUCAUGUACAGAGUGCAUUAUAGAAUCACAUCGCGGUAAAUCAGACUGGAAGAACGCAGUGUACAGCGGCUGCAUUACUGGAGGUGCGAUUGGAUUCAGAGCUGGCCUGAAAGCUGGGAUUCUGGGCUGUGGUGGUUUCGCUGCCUUCUCUGCUGCUAUUGAGUAUUACCUCAGAUGAACUAUUGCUUCAGAGCUUCGAGAGUUGGAUGGACUCUGAACAAGAACCUAUAUAACCAAGAGCAGGCUUUGAACAUGAGACAUUUUUUGGCAGGCGUUACUUGCUUGUCAAAUGAUUUUGAAAUUGUUUUCGUGGAGAACCGACUUCAGAAAACCAAUUCAGUUUUCUGACCUGGGUAAGUGUGUAACGUAAUUUCUGAGUGUCCUGUAGGUGUCAGUGUUGACAUACCAGUGUCCAUUUGGCUUUUCAAUGCUGAAAGGUGAUCCACAAACCAGCGAACACCUUUCCUCAAAUUUUCCAUGCAGUCAGACGACUCCUCUGGUAAAAACAACCUGAAGCCGGAUCAUGGUGAUAAUUCCUAUCAAUGAAUGCUUAUUGAUGUGUAGUAUGAAUGUUUGGCCCCAUAGCUGUUUGUCUAUAAUUGUACAACUAGUAAAUAAAAUAUGAAACCUUA
Molecule: messenger RNA, 1092 nt
Organism: Ictalurus punctatus (channel catfish)
Lineage: Eukaryota; Metazoa; Chordata; Actinopteri; Siluriformes; Ictaluridae
Gene: timm22
Product: translocase of inner mitochondrial membrane 22 homolog (yeast)
Exons: 4
Coding region: 33-638 (201 amino acids)
Biological process (GO): protein insertion into mitochondrial inner membrane
Cellular component (GO): TIM22 mitochondrial import inner membrane insertion complex
Molecular function (GO): transmembrane protein transporter activity
Source: RefSeq, a predicted model, not a curated record